AUGAAUGCGGAUAUAGAAGCCUACAUCAAACAGAACUAUCCAUGGAGUAAAUUGCCUAAUAGUACAAAACAGUCGCUAGGCAACUCACAGAGAGAAUACGAGAGGGCGGUGGUUAAUUUUAGUGUGAAAAAUCAGCUGCGUUACAAAGGCAAUCUAGUUCGCCAUGUACGCAAGGACGAGAAAAAAUACUAUGAGGGUCUGCUACAAUACAGUCGGGAACACCUGAUGCUUUAUCCUUUUCACUUAAGUGAUGUCAUAGUGAAAGGCCUCAGAACAACACCCUUCGCCUAUUACAUUGGCAUCAUGACGGAUAUUAUGACACAAGAAAAAAGUUAUGAUUCCCUGCCUAAUUUUACUGCUGCCGACUGUCUGAGGUUAAUGGGAAUUGGACGAAACCAAUACAUAGAUUUAAUGAACCAGUGUCGCUCAUCCAAGAAAUUCUUUCGCCGAAAGCCUGUAAAGGACUUGCUCCCUGCGCAACCAAUAGAAAACAUCUUCAUAGACUCCUGGUGGAUUGUACAUGCCGGUUAUAUUACAGAGGAAGAUAUAAGGCUGUGUAUGUUGAUUGAGAAGACGGUGAUAGACAGUGUCAUAGACAAGGGACCAAGGCCAGCCGGAACCAUGGACUAUAAAGUUGUUAACAGUUUGUACAGAAAAGGUUUAAUUUACUUAGAGGUUCCGAUAUCAGAUGAUGACUGUAUAAUAGUUCCACCAUUAGAAGGUUUUGUGAUGAACAGGGUGCUUGGUGACUAUUUUGAGACACUACUCUACAAGAUAUUUGUUUCUAUAGAUGAGCACACAACCGUAGCAGAGCUUGCCAGUGUACUACAGAUAGAUUUACAACUAGUCAAGAAUGCAGUGUCCAUGUAUUGCCGCCUUGGAUUUGCAAAGAAAAAGAACUUGGAUACAAAUGUGGAAGACCUUCACCAGUCAUGGAAGGAGAUCCCGAAUCAAAACUCAAAAAAGCCUAGUCAGGAUCAGAUGUUGAUAGACUGGAGUACAACAUUAGAACUGACCCCUGGUACUGAGUCCUCCAGUGAACAAGAGACUACAACUCCAGACACACAGAGCCUUGAUGGAGCUUUAGAGUCCAGUACUAUAGGGCAUUCUAAAAGGAUAGCAUUCCUGUUUGACUCCACAUUGACAGCUUUCCUCAUGAUGGGCAACCUCUCACCAGGUCUCAAGAGCCAUGCAGUUACGAUGUUUGAGGUUGGCAAAUUAAGUGAUGAAUCACUGGAGAGCUUCAUAUCAGAAUUAGACAAGGUGGACUCAGUGGCUGAGGGGGAAGCCCAACGUUACUUUGACCACGCAAUCACUCUACGUGACACCAUCAAAUUCCUGCGCUUCAAUAAAGAUCUAAGCGUUGAUGGAGAGGGUACGGGACUGGGGAUUGAUCUACUGCGCUGUGAGAGCCUCCUAGGGCUCGAUCCAGCCACAUGUUCUAGGGUACUCAACAAAAACUACAGUCUUCUUUUCUCAAUGGCUCCUUUAAGUAAUGAAGUCAGGCCAAUCAGUAGCUGUACUCCACAGCACAUUGGGCCAGCAAUCCCAGAGGUUAACAGUAUGUGGUUUAAGAUGUAUGCAUACCACACUACAGGCAGUGGGCCAGCCUCACUGAUGCUUUCCAAGGGUACAAAAUUGAGGCGUCUACCACGUAUGUUUCACGAUUAUGACAGAUUAUUGGUGACUACCUGGGGGCAUGACCCAGGGGUAAUUCCUACUUCAAACAUUCUUUUAACACUCAACGAUGCCUUGUCUCAUUCUGCAGUCUUAGUCCAGGCCCAUGGCUGGCAAAGUGAUGGUGAAACUAUAUUUGUGCCAUUUCCAAUCAACAAACAAGAUAAAUCCGGUGCCUAUCUGACUUGGAAUCCCCCUGAACACAGUGCAAUACAAGACCUCUCUAACUCUCUAGACCUAGCCCACUCUUGUGGCUUCAUUACCCUACUACGGACAGGCAAGUCAGGGGAGAACAUCAAUCCACGCACAUCAAACAGAUCCAGAAGCUCAGAUAGCCAGCCCAAGAAUGGCUUAAAGGAUCAUGACUCAGCUAAAGUACUAGCGCUUGAAAUAGACUCUGUUAAUGACUCUACAAAUGAGAGAGGGGGUGGAGCGGGUGAUGCACCACCCUCAAAACAGGAAACACCUAUGAACAAAGCAGACUUUAGUUUAGAUAUAGGAGAGGAGACAGGCUUAGCAAAGGACUCAGAUCAGGCAGAUUGGACAUUACUAGACUGUAGCUUUGGUCUGCCUCUGUUUGAUAGUUGUGUAAAUAAACAAGUGUGUGAGAGGAUAGCUGCACAUGGUCUUUGUAGGGAAAACAGUUUGGAAAAAUUGCUUCAAUCCAGCCGGACUCUCUCUCUAAAUCUGCUCUCCUUCAUAUCAGAACAUCAGAAAGGGGAUGUUUUAGAGGAUAAUGGUCACAUGCCAGGAGAAUCCAGAGAAGUCCCUCUACCAGCUAAUAACCUUGCCUUCUACAAGGGAGAACUCUCAGUUUGGGAUGGUCAUUAAUAUCUAUAUGAGCUCUAGUCUAUCUACAUAUCCUGGCCUUCCUGUGGCCACCUCUUUAUAGAUGUACUAAACAGGGGGUCGCUCUCUGAGCUAAUGACUCUGCCUUUAGAAGAGAGGACUCUCAGCUUGGGAUGGGCACUAAUGUCUUUCAAUCAACAUAUCUUGAUCCAACCUUGUGGGCCUACUAAUGAAGCAACUUUUUAUAGACACAUACGGAAGGUUUCUCUUUCUGUUAGCUUCAAAACCAAUAUGAAAUUUUCAGAAUUCUACACAAAUUGCCAAUGUAGAGUUUAGAUUUGUAUGAAAUUGUGUUGAUAUUAAUCAAAGAUGACGCAGUUAGGGGUCAUCUCAAACAUUUCACACUAGUACACUUAAUUCAAUUUGUUUAAAAAUGUACAAGCAACCUAUCCCCAACCUUAAAAUGGCAUGCUAGAAAAUUGAUCCUUAUGUUUUUGGUGUUAAUGAAAUGGUUUUAUCAUGCAUCUAUUAAACAAAAGUGAUUGUGUGUAGAAAGUGUCAAAUGUACAGGAAUGUCCCUAAGUUAUGAUAAAAUGCAUAUCAGAAAGAAUUGCUUCAAGUCUAUAUAUAAGCCUAACAUAUCCUUUAAAUCCAUACCUGAGUACCUCAAUAAUACAAAGGUUCAUAUUCUAUCUACUUGUACAUGUAAUUACAUGAAUGUAGUCUCUCUUUUGCCAUAUUUCAUUUUGAUGCAUCAUAAUUCAUUAGGAAUGGGAACUUUAAUUUGUUACCUUGCACUGUUGACAUAAACUUUAAUAACUAAAUAUCCAUGUAAACAUACCACAAAAUACAUGUAAAAAUACAUGUCUGUCCAAUCACUAUGUAACUAUACAUGUAGAUAUUAAACAUUUUACCAAAUAUAUAUUAGUUCAAUUCCAUGCAAACAUCUCCUUUCAGUUGAACUUCUACAUUACAGAAACUGUUACUAUCCACAUAUACAGUUCUAUUCUAAAAGUUUAACAACACAGACUCAUCAUUGGAUAGCAUGUUAAACUCAUAAUCUAAUCAUGGUGU
Molecule: messenger RNA, 3540 nt
Organism: Owenia fusiformis
Lineage: Eukaryota; Metazoa; Annelida; Polychaeta; Sabellida; Oweniidae
Source: the annotation of a GenBank genome assembly